Maudiozyma saulgeensis is the source of this 1131-nucleotide messenger RNA. NCBI's taxonomy places the organism in Eukaryota, Fungi, Ascomycota, Saccharomycetes, Saccharomycetales, Saccharomycetaceae. The record is from the annotation of a GenBank genome assembly.
AUGAGCUUACAAUGGCGGAAGAUAUACAUAACUAGGACAGAAUUAUCCCUAGCAAAUGUACUACAAGCAGGGCAGGCCUUUAGGUGGAUUUUAGAUGAAAACUCCGGAGAAUAUUUGACCACCAUGAAAAUAGUAAAUAACCCAGAUUACAGCAUUGUCCUAUUGAGACAAACUAACGAUGAAUUUAUCGAGUGUUCGACGUAUGAUAAAAAAUGUGAUUUGAAUGAUUUGGUGUGUCAUUUUAAGUUAUAUUUUAGAAGUGAAGUGAAAGUAGAAACAAUGCAUGCAAACGACUGGUUACCUCGUGAUCCAAAAUUCAAAGGUAUCGAAACUCAGGGUAUUAGAAUUCUCGGACAAGAACCUUGGGAAACUUUGGUAUCCUUUAUCUGUUCCACAAACAACAACAUAUCUCGGAUCACUAAGAUGUGUCAUGCACUCUGUACAAAUUAUGGUAAGAAGAUCGGUACUUUCAAUUCUACUGAUUUUUAUUCCUUCCCAUCUAGUAACGAGAUAAUGCUAAAUGCAACAGAAGCUGAUUUAAGAGAUUUAGGGUUCGGUUAUAGAGCUAAAUAUAUAAUCGAAACAGCUCAGAAAUUAGUUAAAAAUAAGAAGGAAAAUAAUACAUUAUCCGAUACAGAUUUUUUAAACAUGAUCUCUGAAUCAAAUGAUUAUAAUGAACUUAGAGAGCAUUUGAUGAGUUAUUCUGGCAUUGGUCCUAAAGUAGCAGAUUGUAUCUGCCUUAUGGGGAUGAGAAAGGACCACGUAGUUCCAGUGGAUGUGCAUGUGGAGCGUAUCGCCCAUAGAGACUAUAAGAUCAAAGCCAGCAAUAAAGAUAUUGUACAGUUACGAGAAUUAUACAAGCCACUUCCAAUUACUCGUAAGAAGGUUAACUUUCAAUUAGAUUUUAUUAGAACAAGUCUGAAUGAGAAAUGGGGACCGUUUGCUGGUUGGGCUCAAGGUAUCCUUUUCUUUAGAGAAGUUGGAGGCACUGCAGGUGCAAACACAGAGGGUAAAAUUAAAAAACGUAAGAAUGAAAAUAGUAACACUACAGACGAAGAUAUUAAACAGGAACAAUCAAGUGAUAUCUCAAAUAGUAAAAGAUCCAGGAUAAAAUCAGAACAAUUAAAUUAA